AGUACGCAACACUGAGUUAAGAGGCAUCUGAACUCUGAGCUGAUCUCAGACAACUCAGCUGAUCUAAACCAGGUCAUCUGGUGUUUAAUUCAUUGACUGACAUCUCAGUGAAUCCAUGAAGAGGACUUGAGAAAAGCUCAACUGAUCACGUUUCUAGGAAAAAAUCUUCUAGAAAUAAGCUGCAGAUGAAACAGAUCAUAUGUAAGAAAAUGUAAGUAAAAUAAAAAUAAUUUUACAGUGACAAACGAGACACACACAUAAAGAUUGGGAGGCAGGGUUUAUGGCUUUACUUCUGGAUAGCUGUCAUGUGGUCCAUCUUUAUAUAAAGUAGAGAAAAUAUACAUUUAUAUAAUUAUGUAUUAUCAUAUAUUAAACAUGCUCUUCCGUCUUUGUCAAUAACAGACGAUUAAAAAUGCUGAUGGCCGACCUAUCGCAUGACAAAGGAACAAAAAACAUUUGGCAAGCAGAGACUAUAAUGGCUGAAUUCCCACAGGAUGUUUGGGGCUUGUGACUGAAACAUAACUCAUGUUUAUGUUAGUGACAAUGUUGUUAGAAUAAAUGUCUUCCAGCCCUUUGCUGUGCAAUCAGUCAUAUCCGGUGAGGGAUGCUAAGAGUUAAAGCUCAGAGUUGACCUGUAGGGGUUCCUAUUGACGCUUAAAUAAUGAAGCAGGCUCACAGCAUGAGCAGCAGACACAGCUGAUCACAGACCGAGUCCUGGUAUAUUCUAUAUUUUCUUUUUCAAUAUGCUCUUUUAAAGGUGUUUUCUUGUGUUGUUAUUCACAUUUAACAUCUAUUUAUUAAAGAUCAAGAUCAACAUCUGUCAGGUUUUUUAUCAGGAGCAAGAGCCAAUGUGGCAAAUUGGGAAUGAAAUUGUGAGGUACUGAGUUUAUUUGGAUUUUUGCCGCCCCCUCACUUCUUCACAGGCAUUGAGUGCAUGAAGCUUUUUGGGGCCCAUGAUGGAGGGCUGGCCAGCUGUGGCCUGGGUCCUGCUGGUAAUUAACAUUGCUGUUUGGCUGAAAACCGUCCAGUCACGGGACUUCACCCUGAAGGACAUCAUCCUUCUGCAUCCCUCAACUACACCUCAUCCCGGUGGCUUCAAGUGCUUCACGUGUCGAGAUGCUGCAGAUAACUACAAGUGUAACCGCUGGGCGCCGGACGUGUACUGUCCCAAAGAGACCAGAUUCUGUUCCACACUCCACAUGAUGGACUACAAUGGAGACAGUGUGUCUGUGACCAAGCGCUGUGCCACCCUGGAGGACUGUCUCUAUCCUGGCUGUACUGAUGUCAUCGAAAACGGCUACCAGGUGUGCUCGUCCUGCUGCGAGGGGAACAUCUGUAACAUGCUGGUGCCGAGGAACGAGAGCAGCGCCGUCUUCUCCUCCACUUCUCUGGUCAGCUCGAGCAGGAGGCUUCGACCUCCUGCGGCGCUGAGCUACAUCACCAUCAUCAUCCUCACAGCUGGACAGCGUUGAGAGGGAAACUUUGCAUCUGUGGGACAUCGUCGAACAGUUUGAGAAAUUUGAUAGAGGUGAAGAACAAUUUUUACUUCCUCAUCUUGUGCUAUUAAAAAUUAUGAUAAAACAGAUGCAUGUGAAUUUGUGUUUAUUGUAUCCAGCUUGAGUAAAUUAAAAUGCAUCAGGGGGUUUCACAAACUUUCCAGAAAGUUCAGAGUCACAGAAAUGCAAUUAAAAGUUGGAAUUUGAGAUUUGGACAAAUCCAAACGUGAAAACACUGCGUUCAUAUUUGUUCCCAAUAGCGCAAACUAAUUUUUUGUAUAUUUUAUAAUAUAUAUUAGAACUCUUAUUAUGAA
Paralichthys olivaceus (Japanese flounder) is the source of this 1810-nucleotide messenger RNA. Lineage: Eukaryota; Metazoa; Chordata; Actinopteri; Pleuronectiformes; Paralichthyidae. The record is from RefSeq and is a predicted model, not a curated record.